This is a messenger RNA of Jatropha curcas, 2188 nucleotides long. RefSeq names its product 70 kDa peptidyl-prolyl isomerase. Lineage: Eukaryota; Viridiplantae; Streptophyta; Magnoliopsida; Malpighiales; Euphorbiaceae. Gene Ontology annotation, molecular function: peptidyl-prolyl cis-trans isomerase activity; protein binding. The record is from RefSeq and is a predicted model, not a curated record.
CCGCCACGUAGUUUCCGAAUCGAUCACAUCCAGAAACUACUACAUUUAUCGCUGGCAAAAAUUUCAAAAUCUCGGUGCUAGUUAUCGGAGGACGAUUGAAUUGCCGAAUGAGGUUGGAGAAAGGGGCGCACUUGUCAGACAUUGAUGACGAAGACGAGCUCGAUGAAGAACCAGGAGAGGUGAUCGAGUCAGCUCCACCUCUCAAGGUCGGUGAAGAGAGGGAGAUUAGUAACUCUGGUAUCAAAAAGAAGCUCCUCAAGCGCGGUCUAGGCUGGGAAACCCCCGAGUUCAAUGAUGAGGUUACCGGUACCUAUAUAUGUUUCAUUACGUGGGUACUUUGCUUGAUGGGACCAAGUUCGAUUCUACUCGAGACAGAGGUGAACCUAUGACUCUUAAACUUGGUCAAGGUGAUGUGAUUGCUGGAUUGGAUCAUGGGAUAAUUAGUAUGAAAAAGGGGGAAUGUGCAUUGUUCACUGUGCCUGCUGAAUUGGGUUAUGGAGUUUCGGGAAGUGAUAAUGUGCCGCCGAAUUCUGUGGUUCUUUUUGAGGUUGAACUCAUUUCUUGGAUCACCGUUGUGGAUGUGAGCAAAGAUGGUGGAAUUAUCAAGAAAAUUAUGAAGAGGGGGACCAGGAUUGAGCGUCCUGGUGACAUGGAUGAAGUUCAUGUCAAGUAUGAAGUGACACUUGCUGAUGGCACUGUUGUUGGACAAACGCCUGAAGAAGGAAUUGAAUUUCAUUUAAAAGAUGGUCAUCUAUGUCCAGCAUUGCCCAAAGCUCUCAUAACCAUGCGAAGAGGAGAGAAGGUUAAAUUAAUUGUCCAACCUCAAUAUGGUUUUGGAGAGGAGGGAAUGGAUGCUAAUGGUGGCAUCCAUUCAGUCCCACAAAACUCAAUACUGAACAUGGAUCUGGAGUUGGUGUCCUUCAAGCCUGUUGUUGAUGUUACUGGUGAUGCCAAGGUGCUCAAGAAGAUCUUGAAGGAAGGGGAGGGCACCCUUGUUGCAAAUGAAGGUGCCAUUGUAACAAUUAGGUAUACAGCUAGGCUACAAGAAGGAACUGUAUUUGAAAAGAAAGGACUUGAUGGGGAACAUCCUUUGCAAUUUGUUACGGAUGAAGAACAAGUGAUUGCUGGUUUAGAUCGUGCAGCUGCAACAAUGAAGAAAGGGGAGCAGGCAGUGUUGACAAUACAUCCGGAAUAUGGUUUUGGAAGCAUCGAAGUAAAACGAGAUCUUGCUAUUGUACCCCCAUCUUCGGUGUUAGUCUAUGAAGUUGAAAUGUUAGAUUUUCUAAAGGAAAAAGCACCAUGGGAAAUGAAUAAUCAGGAGAAAAUUGAAGCUGCUUGUAUAAAGAAAGAAGAAGGCAAUCUUUUAUUUAAAAGUGGGAAGUACCAAAAAGCAGGAAAGAAGUAUGAUAAGGCUGUGGACUAUGUUGUUGAAGAGGAAUCCUUUGGAGACAAUGAGCAAAAGCUAGUUAAGUCGUUAAUUGUGUCGUGCUGGCUGAAUGGGGCUGCAUGUAGCCUCAAACUUGAUGAUUUACAGGGAGCAAUCAAGUUAUGUUCAAAGGUGCUGGAUAUUGAGUACAACAAUGUAAAAGCUUUGUAUAGGCGAGCACAAGCAUAUAUACGAAUUUUGGAUUUGUUCUCAGCUGAAGUAGACAUCAAGAAAGCUCUUGAGGUUGAUCCUCAGAGCAGGGAGGUCAAAUCACUUCAGAAGAUGCUGAAACAACUUCAAGCUGAAAGCAAUAAGAGAGAUGCAAAGCUUUACUCUAACAUGUUUGCACAUAUGACAAAGGAAACAUCUGUGGCCACCAAGAAACUGAAAGUUGAGAAAGAAGAGGACAAAAAGAAAGAAGAGGUCAUGGCAAUGGAAAUGGAAAAUUUUACUGAUGCUGCAGGUUCUGCUGGUAAUAGGACGAUUAUUGAUUCCUGUUAGAAUUAAUUGUAAUAUGUAAUUGUAACCCUCACAGCCAAAAUGAUAAACAGACUGAAAAACAAAAUAGUAAUGUUAUAGCAUAACUCCUUGUUCACCUUUCGCACGCAGUAUUAACAUUAUAGUGUAUGUACACUAAAUUUUGACUCUAUACUUGGAAAUCUGCAAGGAACUAAUCUUUUCUUAUUCUAGCUCCCUUGCAUUUUUCCGUUUCCCUUGUAUUACUGCAUUUCUCUUUAGUUUAUCUUCAUACGAAAGCAAAAA